AUGAAAGCUAUCCUCAUAUUGGGAUUGUUAGUUUUUGGAAUUACUGCGGUUGAAUUAGAAGCAGGAGUGCCAAUUUUACUAAAAGAGAUCAAAGCAAUCAAGACUGAUCAUACUGAUUUCACAUUUUUAUUAGAUUUGGAACUCAGUCAAGGAGGCAAGGUUUCUGAAGUAGUUGCUUUGGUUGGUGAUUUGUUAGAGUAAAUGAAGAGAGAUCAAUUAAAUGAUGAUCUUGAAUAUGCUCAUGUAAAUAAUUGAAGAAGUAUAUUUGUUUAGAGAACAACUACCCUUGGAUUGGAUAUCGAAUGGCUUAUUAUUGUUUUAAGAAAUCUCACAAAGGAGAGACAGGAUAAAAAUAAUUAGUUGAGUGAAGUCAAUCAAGUUCUAGUUGGAUUAUAAUUGUAAUUGGAUGCACUUACAGAAUAAUUGAAUAUUUUGAAUGGAAAGGAGGAGCAACUCAGAUAAACAAGAGCUGAAGAAGCCGCUUCAUAUUAGGCUAGAUAGGAGAACAAUGGCAAAGUGUUGGCAGCUUUAAAUGAAAUAAUUCCAAAAUUAUAAGUUGCAGUGUUUGAUCAAGAUGGAAAAUCAUUAUUACAAACAGAAUAAUUCGAGAUUGUUGAAAAGAUCAAGAGAGAAUUGGGCCACAAUCAUCCAAUUGCAAUCAUGGUUUCAUUGACAACAAAAUUCGAUGUUUCAACAGUCAAAAGAAUCAUAGACAAAUUGGAACAUAUCAGAAAUGCAGUAAUUGCCUUGAUGUAAUAGGAAGACGAACAAGAGACUUAAAGUUAGGUAUGAUAUUGAAUUUAGCAAUUUAAGAUCACUUUCUAAACCCAAAUUCAAGAGGUUGCUGAAUUAAGAGAGAAAUUCUCCAAGGACUUUGAAGUCACCUCACAAUUAAUCAAGAAGAGAACCAAUGAUAAAGUAAAUGAUGAAUUGAUAAAUAGGUGCUUCUAGAGAAAAGAUUGACCAUAAUUAAUAGAGAUCUGAGUUUGACUGAACAAUUACUUAUUUAGACCAGAGAAUACAAAGAAUAAUACGAUGCUGCCUAUGCUGUCAGAAAAGGAAAAAGGUAUGGAGUCAAUCUUAUGUUUUAGAAUUUCUGAAAUCAAAACAGUGUAAUAGGCUUACGAUUUGGUGGACAAUCAUGCUAGGAAACACAAGUGAUGAU
This is a messenger RNA of Paramecium octaurelia, 1165 nucleotides long. The record is from the annotation of a GenBank genome assembly. NCBI's taxonomy places the organism in Eukaryota, Ciliophora, Oligohymenophorea, Peniculida, Parameciidae.